AUGGGUUUGGGUGUUAUCAUCAGAGAUUCAAUCGGCAGGGUACAAGCAGUGGUGACAGGCCCAAAGGAUCAUAUCUCCUCAACUGCCCAGGCUGAAAGUGUUGCUCUUCUUAGAGCUAUGAAUCUUUGCACAGAGCUUGGCUUCAACCAAGUUUGUUUUGAAGGGUAUGCUAAGGCAAUAGUGGAUGCAGUAAACUCCAAAGGUGAAGACAACUCGUGGAUUGGCCAAAUGAUAGAGGAUAUGGAACUGUUAACGAGAAGGAAUCAAGCUUGGAGUCCGAGGUUUGUUCAAAGGACAGCAAACAGAGUUGCUCAUAUGGCUGCCAAAUUAGCGGGAUGGCUGUGA
Molecule: messenger RNA, 345 nt
Organism: Juglans regia (Persian walnut)
Lineage: Eukaryota; Viridiplantae; Streptophyta; Magnoliopsida; Fagales; Juglandaceae
Exons: 1
Coding region: 1-345 (114 amino acids)
Molecular function (GO): RNA-DNA hybrid ribonuclease activity; nucleic acid binding
Source: RefSeq, a predicted model, not a curated record